GUGGAGCUGCUGCCCCAUGUCGUGACGCUCGUGGACGAAUACCUGAACCCGUUCUCCUCCCGAAAGAAGGUCGGGCGAGCGUGCAGACUGGGGCUCCCACGGCGCGCACUGGAGUACGCUGCAGCUCGCGACCCGGACUGGAACAACGGCCAGUACAUGGCAGCGGCCGCCGUCAUCCGCGGCUUCGUGCACGUCCUCGAGUGGCUGAACGAGUGCUACCCGGAGCGCACGUCGUGGGGCGACGGUCACGAAGGUUCGAGUCGUUGCGGGCGGUUCCUCAUGGACACAGCAGCUGAACACGGACACCUUCCGGUGAUGCAGUGGCUGCACGCCAACCGUAGUGAAGGCUGCACGUACCGGGCGAUGAACUACGCGGCAGCCAGUGGACGGUUCGAUAUGGUGCGGUGGAUCCACGAGAACCGCAGCGAGCCGUGCAGCACGGAGGCGAUGGACUACGCCGCUGGCAAGGGGCAUCUGGAUGUUGUGCGCUUCCUCCACGAGAACCGGUCGGAAGGGUGCACCAAGCACGCAAUGAGCAGCGCGGCGGCUAAUGGUCACUUGGAGGUGGUU
Messenger RNA from Phytophthora sojae, 570 nucleotides. RefSeq lists its product as hypothetical. The record is from RefSeq and is a predicted model, not a curated record. Gene Ontology annotation, molecular function: protein binding. The annotation marks the transcript as partial. The transcript has a single exon. NCBI's taxonomy places the organism in Eukaryota, Oomycota, Peronosporomycetes, Peronosporales, Peronosporaceae.